AUGCGAGAAGUUGUUGACUUAUCUCCCAUGAAAAUGCUUUCAAUGAUAGCCGAUAUUUUGUUGCAAAAACCUGGUCCAGUUCUGGUUAUCCUCAAGCAACUUGUAUCCAUGUUUCCUGCCUUCAUAAUGGAAGAACCGUCUCUAGUUAAAAUAAUCGAAAUCCUAAUGUGUGCAAUCCGUAUGCCUUAUCAAGAUAUAGGUAACAUGAACAACGAAACGAAAGAUUCCGAAGAAAUAUCUGAAGAACCAGCUGUUUUAUCUCUGGAUAUCUUCAUUAAACUAGUUACAACUUUAUCCAGUUAUGGUUCAAAGUUUAAUGAUCUCCCUAAACUAUUACUCCAACUUUUUGAUCUACUUAGAGCUUUUCCAAUCACAUUAGCUCAUUCAGAAGCUCGCCUGUUUGCAUGGUGGCAUUUCAUUUGCUGCUUAAAUUCAGAUUUACUUAUUGAUGGUUUUAGAAAGUUUCUAUCUCCUUUCCUGGCAAACCUUUUGGGACGGUACUUGAGCAUUAGUACUCCUCAAGGAGAUCCUCAACUUCACCCAUACAAACUUAGUCAAGGAAAUGUAUAUGAAGGAAAUGUAAAAGCCUUUGAACUCGUUCAACAUGUAUAUAGCUGUUUUUUCAGUGAAUCUUCAGUUAAAUUUCAUCAGUUAAAUAUUCCUCGUUUAUUUGUCAAUAAUCAACUAUUGACUCAAAACAGUUAUCCACUUUUGGUCGGCCUCUUAUACUGGAUACGUAGUGUUUGUAAAUAUCGUUCCUCGUUGUCUCCGGAAAAGUUGAAAAUUCAUUCUCACUGUUUACCUUCUCAAAGUGUUGAUGUAAUUUGGUGUGGUUGUGUGAAUUAUUUACUUAGAAUAUCCAAAUCAAUUCAAGAGUCGCUAACAUAUAAGAAGGUUACUCCAUUUCAAUCCCCAUCCCUCUCUGUGCGUGCUUCGAAUUCGAACUCAACUAUUUUAACCGUUUGGCAACAUAUUGUAACUGUAACUUGUGAAUUAAUCCAACCACACCAUUUAAUUACAUCUUCUGAUCUGGACACUAUACAAUAUUGCCCGUCUCCAUCGGAAAGCUUGGUUCGUAAAAUGUUUUUUAAAAUGCAUUUUUCACAACUCUAA
Schistosoma spindalis is the source of this 1113-nucleotide messenger RNA. Lineage: Eukaryota; Metazoa; Platyhelminthes; Trematoda; Strigeidida; Schistosomatidae. The record is from the annotation of a GenBank genome assembly.